AAAUACAAUUUAUUUUACUGAGAAUAUUCUUACCAUAUUUUUCAAAAGCAAGUUCUGUGCUUUCUCCUCCUCCUAAGUCCUCAUCUUCAUCUUCCUCCGCCGCCCGCCGCCUCCGCCGCUCUGCAAUCACGAUUCGCUGGUUGCUCAUCUUCCCUGCUUCAUCAAUGGUGGCUCUUAGUUGCAGAAGGAUUGCAGCACCAAAUGAAUGAUGUGAUUUGUGAUAAGGAUACAAGUUAUCCCCGUAUUUCGCCACACACGUGGGUUCGGUCCUCCAAGGUCUCAUGGCUGGAUCGAUCGGAUUUGUUUGGAAACUAACUUCUGAUGGCUGCAUCUUUACACUUUAGGAUAUGGCCUCUUAAACAAUGCUACUUGGACCAUACUUCUGCGGGGGAUAUGAAGUUUCAUCAAUAUGCAGUUUUUGAGUGGCAAGCAAUUUGGGCAUGUUUGAACCAAACUUGUUAAUUGCUGCAUCUUACAAAGAGGAAAUAAUGGUGCUUGCUUUAGAUCUUUACUGAGACGAAAACUGAAUAAAUAGGUUACGUCAAAGCGCUGCUGCCUUUUGGACAAUUCGAUUCUCUUCUACUCGUAUCGUCAUCAAAAAUGGCACAAGUUUUCACUCCAACAGCUAUUACACAGUUGUUUCAGAUGUUUUUAGCAGCAGUAGUAUUUUUUCAUACUUCUGAGUACCUAUUAGCAGUUGCCUUUCACGGCAGACCAAAUGUUACACUCGGAUCUCUUCUCAUAAGCAAAGGCUAUAUUUUCGCGAUGCUCUUCUCAAUGUUGGAGUAUAUUGUUGAAAUCCUCUUAGUCCCCGGGCUGAAGGAGCAUUGGUGGAUUUGCUACACAGGGCUCGCCAUGGUAGUUAUAGGAGAAAUCAUACGUAAGAUGGCGAUCAUAACGGCUGGUAAUGCCUUCACACAUCUUAUCAGGACUAAUCGUGACGAGCGUCACGAACUAGUUACACAUGGAGUCUACAGAUUUGUUCGUCAUCCAGGAUACACCGGUUUCCUCAUCUGGUCAGUUGGUACACAGAUAAUGCUUUGUAAUCCAUUGUCGACAAUUGGAUUCGCAGUUGUUGUUUGGCGAUUCUUUUAUAGACGGAUUCCAUACGAAGAGUAUUUCUUGAGAAGGUUCUUUGGUUCGCAGUAUGAUGAUUAUGCUCGACGAGUUUGUUCAGGGGUGCCAUUUGUAAAGUAAUUUUCAAUGGGAUUUAUGCAGAGAGCUCAAAAGUGCUAAAUGUCUUAUUUUGGUUAGAAAUGGUAAACUGAAUGAAGUUUAUUACAUCAUAAGUUGGUAGAAAUUGGCUCCAAAUGCUUCAAAAUAAAGUUUCUCCAUUGGAGCAAAAAUAUAGUAUCAGUUUGAUUUUACCAUAUUUGUAGACC
Molecule: messenger RNA, 1382 nt
Organism: Humulus lupulus (European hop)
Lineage: Eukaryota; Viridiplantae; Streptophyta; Magnoliopsida; Rosales; Cannabaceae
Product: protein-S-isoprenylcysteine O-methyltransferase B-like
Exons: 4
Coding region: 601-1197 (198 amino acids)
Biological process (GO): C-terminal protein methylation
Cellular component (GO): endoplasmic reticulum; membrane
Molecular function (GO): protein C-terminal S-isoprenylcysteine carboxyl O-methyltransferase activity
Source: RefSeq, a predicted model, not a curated record